AAAGUGGUUUGUUUUAUUCAAAUUCACGACUCACCAUAUUUCUUCCCAACCCUUCAAUCACAUGUUAUAUAGAGACAAAGAAGCUUAGCAAUCAACUGCCACAACAUUUCAUGGCGACAAAUCAUGGGUCCACCGCCAUUAAGGUCCUCGAGGUCUGCACGGUAGCUCCUCCGCCCGGAUCCACCGUGCCGGUCACUCUUCCCCUCACCUUCUUCGACAUCCUCUGGUUUCGCUUCCCUCCCGUCGAACGCCUCUUCUUCUACAAAUCUCCGGUGCCAUUCUACGUCAUCGUUUCAAACCUCAAAAAAUCUCUCUCUCUCGUCCUCCAACACUACCUACCCCUCGCCGGAGCAAUUGUAUGGCCUGAAAAUUCCCCCAAACCGGCCGUCGAAACCGCCGUCCGCGACGGCAUUGUGCUUACAGUCGCGGAGUCUGAGGACGACUUCGACCAUCUCAUCGGCGACGGGUUGCGUAAAGAGGCAAAACUUCGGCCGUUGGUGGCGGAGCUUGCAGCAGAGGAGGAUCGGGCGGCAGUGGUGGCUGUGCAGGUAACCUGGUUUGGGAAUGGUGGAUUUAGCAUCGGAAUAACUUCACAUCACGCAGUUCUGGACGGAAGGUCGUCGACUUCUUUCAUGAAAUCGUGGGCCGGAUUGUGUAAGAAUUUGGUUGGGGGCGGUGAGAUUUUUUGCCCGGCAGCUGAGACGAUGCCGUUUUAUGAUCGAAGCGUGGUGACAGAUAAGAUGGGACUUGAAGCCAUUUAUUUGAAAUGCUUGUUGGCCCAUGAAGGGCCCAACAAUAGAAGCUUGAAAUUUUGGGACUUCAAAACUCCGCCAGAUUCAUUCCGAGGCACAUUCAAGUUAAGCCCCCAAAAUAUCCAAAAACUGAAGCAACAUGUACUGGAACACCGGAACCCGGCCCAACCGCUGCUACACAUCUCCACCUACACGGUGGCGAUGGGGUACACGUGGGUGUGCGCCUCCGCCGUGGCUGACGAGGAUAUUACCAUCGCAGUGACGGUGGACGCCCGAGGGAGAUUGGACCCACCUCUACCGGCAACAUACUUUGGAAACUACGUGGUCGGGCGGUCAACCGCCUUGAAGAGGGGGAAACUGUUUGGGGAAAACGGAGUAAUCGCCGCGGUGGAGACGAUAUCAGAGAUGAUUAAAAGCUUGAAAGAAGAGGGACCUCUGAAGGGUGCAGAAAACUGGGUUUUGUUGAUGACGCAAACUGUUGUAAAUAGCGAUUACAAGCUGAUUUCCACGACUGGGUCGCCGAGAUUUGAGGUGUAUAGCGUGGAUUUCGGUUGGGGGAAACCGGAGAAGGUGGAAGUUGUGUCGAUUAACCGAACCGGAGCGGUUUGUAUCUCGGAAAGCCGAGACGGCGGCGGAGUGGAACUUGGGUGGACGGCGAAGAGGGAUGUUAUGGAGAAUUUCGCUAAGCUUUUUGCUGGAAGGUCUUCAACAACUUUGAGUUAACGUUGCUUUCUUUAAUACCGGAAAAUAAGCCAUAACUUUAUCUGUUUUACUUUUUUUUUUUUAAUGAAACUUUAUGGUUUACUUUUUAUCACGUA
Molecule: messenger RNA, 1570 nt
Organism: Cucumis sativus (cucumber)
Lineage: Eukaryota; Viridiplantae; Streptophyta; Magnoliopsida; Cucurbitales; Cucurbitaceae
Product: phenolic glucoside malonyltransferase 1
Exons: 2
Coding region: 111-1475 (454 amino acids)
Source: RefSeq, a predicted model, not a curated record